AUGAAACGGGGUGCCAAAGGCGUCACCCUCACCCGGCGGAAAGCCAACGCGGCGGCGCUCGACAAGCUGCCCAAGAACGCGAGCCUCGCCGACGUCAAAAAGGCAGAGGCCAAUGUCUCGCUUGCCGAGCUCGAGGAGCGCGUCAACGAUGUGCGCGAGUCGUGGGAGACGGACUCUCUCUUCGAGGAUGCGUUUGAAGAGCUGAGCAACGAGAAUGCCGCUCCCGCAAGCAACUCAGACAGCUGCACCCCCGAAGAGACGGGUCGUCUUCGACGGGAGCUGCGAGAGUACGGCCCGGCCAUCUUCUGCCAGCGGACCGUCGACGCCGGCCGCUACACGGCCAAGAAGCUGCUCAGCGCCUUUGGCCUCCGCCCGCCGCCCUUCCUCGAGGGCGAGCCCGACGAGGCCUACUUCAGCCUCCUGUCCCUGGCCAUCUCGCGCGAGCUGUCCAAGCGCGCCAAGCUGUCGUGCUACAACACCGUCGACGACGCCGUCAACCUCCUGGCCCGGUGCAGCAACAUCAUCGUCAUCACCGGCGCCGGCAUCUCCACGUCGCUCGGCAUCCCCGACUUCCGCUCAAAGGGAACCGGCCUCUACUCCAAGCUCGAGCACCUGGGCCUCAACGACCCGCAGGAGGUGUUCGACAUUGACGUCUUCAAGCAGGAUCCCACCAUCUUCUACUCGGUCGCAAAGGACAUUGUCCCCGCCACGGACCGCUACACGCCCACGCACAAGUUCAUCGCCAUGCUGCACCAGCGCGGCAAGCUGCUCACAAACUACUCGCAGAACAUCGACAACCUCGAGGUCAAGGCCGGCCUACCGCGCGACAAGCUGAUCCAGUGCCACGGCUCCUUCGGCACCGCCAGCUGCGUCCAGUGCGGCUACCAGCUGCAGGGCGACAGCAUCUUCCCCGACAUACGCGCCGGCAACAUCCCGCGCUGCCCGCGCUGCGUCCAGUCGCUGCGCGCAAACGGCGCCGGCGCCGUCAAGCGCAAGCGCUCCGCCGGCGCCGACGGCAGCAAGAAGCGCCGGCGCUGGUCCGACGACAGCUCCGGCGCCGACGACGACUCGUCCGACUUCGACAUCCCCCAGGCCGGCGUCAUGAAGCCCGACAUUACCUUCUUCGGCGAGGCCCUGCCCGACGAGUUCUCCAGGCGCCUGACCGAGCACGACCGCGACAAGGUGGACCUGGUCGUCGUCAUCGGCACCUCGCUCAAGGUGACGCCCGUCUCCGAGAUUGUCAGCUGGCUCCCGCCGCACAUUCCCCAGGUCUACGUCUCGCGCCAGGCCGUCAACCACAUCAACUUCGACAUUGACCUGCUCGGCGACUGCGACGUCGUCGUCGCCGAACUGUGCCGCCGCCUGGAGUGGCCCCUCGAGCACGAAAUGGUCCCCGAGGGCCAGCGCAUUGACGUGCGCGCCGAGGCCGGAUACAAGAGCCGCCACGUCUUCGAGGCCGCCGAGCCCGCCAGCAACGGCGACUCCGCCGCAGCGGUCCCCAAAAAGGGCUCGGCCAAGAGUUGA
Messenger RNA from Hirsutella rhossiliensis, 1524 nucleotides. RefSeq names its product sir2 family domain-containing protein. Gene Ontology annotation, molecular function: NAD+ binding. Lineage: Eukaryota; Fungi; Ascomycota; Sordariomycetes; Hypocreales; Ophiocordycipitaceae. The transcript has 2 exons. The record is from RefSeq and is a predicted model, not a curated record. Bases 1 to 1524 code for a protein of 507 amino acids.